This is a messenger RNA of Oreochromis aureus, 7920 nucleotides long. It is a transcript of the gene nhsa, whose product is annotated as Nance-Horan syndrome a (congenital cataracts and dental anomalies). The record is from RefSeq and is a predicted model, not a curated record. Lineage: Eukaryota; Metazoa; Chordata; Actinopteri; Cichliformes; Cichlidae. The transcript has 9 exons. Bases 397 to 4935 code for a protein of 1512 amino acids. Gene Ontology annotation, biological process: lens development in camera-type eye; cell differentiation.
UUAAUUAAUUGCUCUUUUAAUAUUCUGUAGUGUUCGUUCUGCUUUGCCUCCAAUGCAUCUGAAGCGUUUGCUGUGGAGUGUUUACAGGGUUGAAGCAGGGGGAGUCCGGAUCCACUCAUCCCCGGAACUCCACUCCGGGACUUCCCACAGGCUUCUUUUUAAAAACCACCUCUUUUACUUCGUAGCAGUGAAAAACACACCAGCAUUAGGGCAGCAGAUGACCCGGCGCAGCGGCGAGGAGCACAACAGUCCUCUCUAACAAAUGAAAGGAUGGGGGGCAUUAGCGGCAGCAGCAGCUGAGUUCAGUCAAACUGGAUCGGGGGCCGAGGGGGCACAGCAACUUUCUUCUCACUCCUGGGUGACUUUUCUUGGAUUUAUUUCCCGCUCCACAACAAUAUGCCAUUUGCCAAAAGAAUAGUGGAACCCCAGUUACUGUGCAGGUAUCAAGUCCCAAACGAGGAGGGUCUGGUUUUCGAGGAUCUGGUCUCCAUCAGUAAUGUGGCUCUAUCUCGGACCUUGCGGCAGCUGUCGGACCUGGCCAAACAUGCCUACUCCGUAUUCCAGGAGCUGGAAAACGAUCUCACAACCACCAACCAGCGGGUCCGGGGGCUACAGGGCAGGAUCGGCCAACUUCAGCAGACCUGCUCCGAGCUGGACCCCAAACAGGAGGCAGUGCCGCUAUCUAACCUGGAUGUGGAGAGUAAGCUGACAGCACAUUACCAAGCUCCCUGGCAUCAACAGAGAAACGUUUUCCAUCCCUCUACACGGCCAGAAUGUGUGGAAGAGCUCCACAGGCAAGCCAAAACCAGCCUGUGGGCCCAGCACCGAGCAGAUCACCAGAGGAGACGAUCGGGCAGCAGGGAGCGGAGAGUUACCAUCGCAAUCUCGCCGGUGCCCCCAACGCCCAUGUAUCCCUCACCUCAGAGGGGAACAAAUUUAACAACGUUCGAAUCCACCCGCUCCUCCUCCCCUACCGAAUGUUGCCACUUCUCUCCCUGGAGCAGAAAGGCUGCGCCCUCUGACCCCGACUCUGACGGGGUGGCUCUAGGUCACCGGUCUAAGUUUCCCAUCCCUAACAUCCCCUCCACCCUGGACAAGCAGACUAACUGGUCUAAAGCUCUGCCGCUGCCCACUCCAGAAGAGAGAAUGAAAAGCAAUUCCCAAGUCAUCACCUCAUGUGUCAUCCCCAUUAAUGUGACCGGGGUUGGCUUUGACAGAGAUGCUAGUGUGCGUUGCUCGCUCGUUCACUCGCAGUCUUUGCUUCAGAGGAGACGGAAGCUGAGGAGACGGAGGACUGUUGCCGGCGUUCCCAGACAGGUGCAGCAAGACUUAGAUUCUGAUGACUCUCCUGGCUCCAGAGAGCGGACAGUCAUAGUUCACGCCAGUGCAGAUAUCACCCCUUCCAGCCAGGAGUUUGCCAGCCAUCUCAACACCAGAGACUCCGGUUGUCAGACGGAAGACUUUUUGAUCUCAGGAGCACCAUCUCGAAGGAGGAUCAGGCUUCAGAGAGGCCAGGGAGUCUCACUCUCCCUCUCACAUUCUGCAGGAAACAUCUCCUCCCUCCCUGAGACCUCGGACGCCAUGUUCAGUGCCUCCGUUGGAGCACACCUGCGUUCUCGGAGUCUGCCCCGAGACACCAGCCGGUUGUUGGACAACGGGCAUAACGACAGCGACGAUGAGGAGGACCUUUCCCCCUUCGACACUGAGGGGUUUCUGACUGGAUCCAGGAAGUUGACUCUGAAGGAUGAAGAGGAGAGCACUGAUGACCAGGCCAUGUCUGAACACCAGCUAGGAAGCCUUAAGUACAAGCAGCUGUCACAGAGUCCAGAGCGCAGCUGGAUGGAGCGGACCAGAGCUCACCUGCCUAGAAAAGCUGACAUGGGCAGCUGUGAGAUCUCAUCUAGCUCGGACACCUUCAGCAGCCCUGUGCACUGCGUUUCUGCUGCAGCAGUGCUAGGAGGCCAGAUAGACCAUAAGGAGGACCACCAGUCCUCCAGUGGGAACUGGAGCGGGAGCAGUUCCACAUGCCCCUCCCAGACAUCAGAAACACUCCCUCCUGCCGCAUCUCCACCUCUGACCGGCUCCUCCCACUGUGACUCUGAGCUCUCUUUAAACGCUGCCACUCACACUAACGAUGACCAGACAGGCUUUUUGCUGGACCACUAUCAGGGCCUCAGGACCCAAAGAGCAGGCUCCUUCUCCUCCACAGCUAUGGACAUAUUAGAAGAAGUAGGUGUCAGCACUCCCAUCGAGGGGGAGUGGAGUUACCCCAAUCCAGAGCCUCCGGGGUCACAGGGCUUCAGCCCCGAGCCAAGCAGAGAGCCUGGAAGCAGUCUGGGCUGCCCCAGUUUCACCAGUAUGGCUACCUGUGAGAGCAGCUUCUCCGACAAACCACCGUCAGAGAAAGCAGACACCGUCUCACACUACUCUGUGGACAACGAAGGUUACUACACCUCCAUGCACUUUGACUGCGGCCUGAAAGGUAGCCGAAGCUUCACUUAUAAUAACUAUGCACCCUCAGGCACUGACUGUGGCCUGUCAGACUCAAGUGGUCACAUGACUCUGGGAAGACGCUGCCUCUCCUUAAAAAAGCCAAAGGUGAAGCCAUCGCCACCUAAGAGGAGCUCCUCCUUAAGGAAAAUAUGCAGUGAGGGAAACAUCCCCGUUAAGAAAGAACCAAAGAUUACAUGUGGGCAGCAACUUCCUCUGUCUGCAAAGGAGAGGAAACUGCAGCUGGCUUUUUCUGGCUCUCCGGCUCACACUGAAAACUCCUCACUGGUCAGGGAAACCCGGGUAGGCUGGGGGGUUGAGGGCUCAGCUGAUCUACCAGACUUAGUCUCCACAGAUACACAUUCAUUUAAGGAUGAGGGCGUUUUGCAGUCAGACUAUGCAGAUCUGUGGCUCCUGAAUGAUUUGAAAUCCACUGAUCCUUACCGAUCGUUGUCAAACUCCAGCACAGCUACGGGUACGACGGUUAUCGAAUGCAUCAAGUCACAGGAUAGCUCAGAGUCGCAGACGUCCCAGUCUGGCUCCAGAGCUACCACCCCUUCACUUCCAUCAGUCGAGGGAGAUUUCAAGCUCACAUCCCCUGAGAAGCUGGCAGGCCUGGCAAGCCCAUCCAGUGGCUACUCCAGUCAGUCAGAAACACCUACUUCCUCAUUUCCCUCUACCUUCUUCCCUGGGCCACUGUCUCCAUCAAGUGGUAAAAGGAAACCCAAAGUCCCAGAGAGGAAGUCCUCUCUCUCAUCACUGUCACUUCAGUCACUGUCCUCCAGGGAUGGCGCAACCUCAAAGAGGGAUCUAGAGCUGCCAAUUAUCCCUCCCUCUCAUCUCGACUUAAGUGCCCUUCAUAGCGUCAACAACAAGGCGACAGCUUACAAGACCCAGAUGCAAAUCCUUCACCAAAACAAACAAAAAGCAGCAGUGUCAGCCAAGCCUAUAGUACCUCACAACCCAGAGGUAUUCAAUGCCCAUUGCCUGUCCAUUACACCCACGGUGCUGAACUCAGUACACCUCCGAUCAAUCAGUAAGGAGCAGCACGAAAAUCACACAGCUUCCAAAUUCCAAUAUCCCACUGUGAACUCACCUAGCAAACUUUCCACUAGUAAAUCUUUAGAGCUUAAGAGUCCUGUGCUGUACAACUCACACCACCAUCAUCUUCACCCAUCCUCAAAGGAGUCAGGUGUGUUUACCUCAAAUGAAGAGCUUACAAGUGGAAGGUCAGCAUGUGAGACUGAGACGAGGAACGAGCCGGAGCAAGAGGCUCCUGCAAAGUGUGUGACAACAGUCAGGCUCCAGUCAGACUCAUGUUUGGACCAGAAAGGUCCAGAAGUCCCCGAACAAACCACAAGUCAAGAAAGAGAGACCUGUAGAGAGCUGCCAGAAACACCUGCCUGCCUCGGAGACUUCAGCUCACAGUCUGAGACUUUACAGCAACAGCACUCUGAAGAAGAAGAAGAAGAGCCCUAUCCUCCUCCUCCUCCUCCUGUCCUACACAGUUCCCCCAAUAGACCCAGCAGUGUGGAUAAAGUGCCUGCUACUGACAGUCAGUCGGAGAUGCCGCAAAGCAGUCCAAUCAGCAAUGAAGACAGCAAAGAAAUGGAUUCAUUGGGCGAUUCAUCCGAAUGUACCUCACAGGACAGCAAGGAGGAGUCCAUGCCAGACAUGGAGGACUAUUUUAGUAAAGACUCGACUCUCAGUGACAGCACUGUGUCCUCAGUGCAUGAUGAGUCAAGGCCAGAGGAUGACACCGUGUUUCUGUCCCCCACUAAAUCUCGCACCACUGAGGAUUUAUUCGCUAUGAUACACAGGUCUAAAAGGAAAGUGUUGGGGAGAAAAGACUCCGCCGAGUUGGGUGUGAGGAACCGCCUUGGUGGCGCUUCGGGGAACACGCCACCUAACAGCACUGCAAGCUCCCCUAUCUCUGUGGCAUCACCUUCCUCCGCCGUGACCCCACCUGGCCUGCACAGAGUCCCCGGUCCAAUCUACAGGAACGCAAAAAAGUCCAGCACCUCUAACGAGGAGUUCAAACUACUGCUGCUUAAAAAGGGAAGCCGCUCUGACACUAGUUACCGCAUGUCAGCUACAGAGAUCCUCAAGAGUCCCAUCACCCCUAAAUCACUUGGAGACACUCUAAUGGAGUCACCCAAACACCCCGACGACAACACUUUCCCUCAGCAGCAGCCCCAAUCAGGACAAGACCACCUUUCCAGCCCCUACUUGAAAACCAACGCAGAGGGCUUUUCACCGAAAUCCUUCCAUACAUCUGCGGCCUCAAGGCAGGGACGCUCCAGGAUCCCACCACCUGCCAACAGCAGCCGCUACAGCAUGCGCAGCAGGCUGUACUCAACGCCCAUGCAGGCCAUCUCUGAGGGUGAGACGGAGAACUCGGACGGGAGCCCUCAUGACGACCGCUCAUCGCAGGGCUCCACGUAGAAAAAACAGCAAUAAUUUAGUCAUUUUAUUAGUUUACAGCAAACAGACAAACAAAAAAAAAAUGGACCAGAAUGAGGAGAGAAGGAGAGGAAAUUAGAAGAACAUGAACAUUUUUUAAAAUCAUAAAUUUAGUAAUUGAUGGUGUUUUAUACAGACUGCAUUUCUAAGAAAACAUCUUUAUGAAAUGAACAGUUGGCAUUAGAAACUUGAUUGUUUUGCGUCUGCAUUAUAUGGAAAAAUAUGAUUUACAAAUCGAAAAAUCUUCUCAGUUCUAAAUUUAAAGGGGGACCUAUUUUUCUUUUCCUUAUUUUCUAUCAUAUAUGUAUGGAAGCCCGUUUCCGCCACACAAAAAAAAAAAUUAUCCAUAACUCGAAAUUUCAAGUUAUCUUUCUCGAAAUUUCAACUUAUUUUGAGAAAAGUAACUCCAAAUUUCGAGUUAGUUCUGCCAAUCUAUCUACGUGACAUUUAUCUACGUGAAUAACAUCAUUUUCUUAUUACCCGGAAGGAUAUGGCGCAGAGGAAUGCAGACUCAAAACCGGAUCGCAACAAAUUGGCGCUUUUGAGAGUAUGUUUGCUGAUAGUAACGCCAUGUGAUUCAGCUAAUAACACAAGGAUUUCAUCAUUCGUGAAGCCACGCUGAAAAUACUCAGCAAUUUGUGCAUUCAUGACUGGCUGUAAUACUGGUAGCUUAGCUGUAGCAUUUGUAGCUGAGGGCUUCAGCUUCCAGGUAACAAGGAAAUGACGUAAUUCACGUACAUUACUGAUUGGCAGCGCAACUGUUACUUUUCUUAAAAUUUUGAGUUAAUAAGUCAAAAUUUUGAGAAAAUAGCUCGUAAUUUGGAGUUAUAAAUACUUUUUUUUUUUUUUUUUUUCUAGUGGCAGAAACGGCUUCCAUAUAUAUGUGAUGCUUGUAGCAACACAUGGCCAGAGUUCAAGGUAUAAUAAUGAGGUCAGUGCAUGUAAAAGUAAUCUUUUUUAACCUAAAACUCUGUCAGAAUGAAUGGAGAUCCCCAGUAGGGUCAGAGGCGGUACCAUCCCAUAUAAAAUAAAUAAGCAUUAUUAUGAACUGUGAAUCACUCUAAGCUACUCUAGAGUCCACAAAUAAAAAUAUGGAGCUGGAAAUGAGCUUAAUAGUUGUUGUUAGUUUAAGGCACAUUUCCCAAAGUCUUGUAGACCCAACCCAACAACAGAACUUUUUUAGAAAUAAGUAAGAGAAGUUGAUCUGUUUUAAUUAACCGUAUGUAUUCUGUGAAUACAAUUAGACAGACAUUUCCUCUAACCAGUUACAUCAAAUUAUUUUAAUACCCUCAAAAUGAACAUCAGAAUUGACAAAUGUCAACAUUCAGUCCCUAUUCAUAUUUCCUGUAAACAGAAUUGAUACAAUGUAUAUUUUAUUCAGUUUGUCAUAUACUAAAUUAUAUCAAAGCUUAUUAUUAGAAUAUUUUAACAUACUGUACAUAUUGCAAGAAAUGGAAGACGUAACUAGUGGUGAGACAGGAAGUGUCAAAGCCGAGCACUAACUUGACAAUCUCGUGAGACAAGAAAGGAGCAGGUGUUAACAUGGGACAUGAAAAAGUGAUCAAAAAGUUCGAGGCAGGGAACUCGGAGAGCUGGAAGAGAACGUGGAAGUCAUAAAGAAAAACUUACCAAUGGUCAUUUCUGGUUUGCUGACAUGAUGUGUUUAUGCAUUGUCGAAAGAGGCAAGUGGAAAGUACUCAGAGGAUCAAAUAUACCUUAUUUUAUCCAACAGGAGAAAAUAUGUGGUGAAGCAGCUGAGGUCACAGCAAGUUGAGUGUUUUUGUGAGAUUUUUGAUUGUGUGGUUAAACAUGGAACCGGGUUAUUAAGUCUCUUGAAAAGAGAAAUGUCUGGAUUUGGCAUUUUCUGCCCCUCAAUAUUCAAAAAAUAUAACUUCUAUAUUUUCUGUCUCAAACCAAUCUAAAUAUAUUUAUUUUUAUAACAUACACAGAAAACCUUUGAUCAAAAAUAUGCAAUGAAGUGCUGGAACCUUUACAGCCAGAUUUUAUUUACAUACUUAUUUUGUUCCUAAGAGAUGCGUUUUAGAUCUUAUAUCAGACACUGGUUGCAGAGACAAAUUGGAAACUUAAUUAUUAAAUUUCAUUAAAAAGUGUAAUUAAAUGCCAAAAAUAUAAAUGUAAGGUUUUGGUUGUAACCCUGGGAUAUUUUAGUCCUGUGUAUUCACCAUAAUUUUAUAAGUACAUGGAGCUUAUUGGAGUGAUGGUACUCAAACAUUAUGCAAAACUGGCAGAAACCUUGUUCUUCCCUGUAGGUAUGCUGUCAAUACCCUUUUAAUUUUCAUGUUAAUAACACUAUAUAACAGGGUACACAAUGAGUUAAGUCUGUGAACCUUCAUUCCAACUUUUUUGUUUUUUUCCUGCACUGACAAAGUGAUGUUUGUGAAGUUUUUUGUCUCUUGCUGUACCUGGAGAUAUUUAUAGAUGUGUACAUGCAGCUGUUUCCUUGAAUAAUAUUCACACCCCGAGGAUGCUUUAGGAGUGGAGUACAGAAAUGCUUCUACCAAAGGCUAAAAACACGUAGUGGCAUUGAACUGUUGUUCUCCUCUCGUUUACUUGACUGAAAUGUUCUUGAAAACACAAACCAAUAAUAAAGAACUAAACUUACGGUACUAGAUGCAUUUCAUCUAGAUACAGACCAACCUCUGUAUACAGUACUUGUAGGUUUUAGGGGUUUUUUUUGUACAAACUUGUAAAUUAAAUAACGUUUUAGAAUUGUUACAAAGGUUGUUGAAUUGCUUCUUAUGUAAAAUAAAAAAAACAUGUUUUUAAAGUUUACAUUAAUUUCAGACCUUUGUAUAUUUUUGAGCUGUGGAACACUUUGUCUUGUAUUUAUUUUUUAGUAAGCAUUUUUGAAAUCCCAUAGUAAAUCCUAUCAAAGCCAACUGCUAGCACAACAGGCUGCUUAGCAAAUGUGUAUAAAAAGAUGAAUAAAUGUGACUGCUUUGAAAA